AUGGAAGCAGUUCUUUAUAAUAUUCUUCAGCAUAAUGGGUUCGAUGGAAUAACAAAGGCAGCUGAACGAAUGUUUCUUGAUGCGAUCGAUAAGCAUCUUAAGGCUCUUUUUUACGAAUUAGCAAUCCACACACAAGUUGGAAAACACAAUGAACCUACUACUCAAGAUGUUGCGCAUUGGUUAAACUUAAACAAUAUACCGUUAUCGAGCCUUCAUAAAGAGUUACAUAAGGUAUACAAGCCUUUAUCAAAAGAAUUUAUUGAAAACCUAGAAGAAACAAUUCACAAGUCCGCUGAUAUACCGGAUCGUUUCAAAUCAUCAUUAGACUCUAGCAUGAUUUCUCACUUGCUUGGUUCUUUAGCCGUCUCUCAAAACCGACCUAGUUAUGUCGCCAACCACUUGCCUCCCUUUCCAGCAUCUCACACAUAUCUAGCUAGUCCCGUGUACCCAGUAAGACCCACAUCUCCUAGACGGAUACGAGAACUGGCUACGAAAGAAUCCCGUUUGGCUGAAAAUGCCUUGCGCAAGAUUCUAAAUGCCAAUCAACCUCAAGUUUUAAAUUCACCCCGACAAGCUGCUUUUACAAAGGCUAGCCAAGAUUUAGACUUGGAUAGCAAAUCAUUUCACAUUGUCAAUUGGGAAUCACAGAAAUGGAACACUUCAAGAUGA
Messenger RNA from Schizosaccharomyces octosporus yFS286, 669 nucleotides. RefSeq names its product transcription factor TFIID complex subunit 8. The transcript is spliced from 2 exons. Gene Ontology annotation, cellular component: transcription factor TFIID complex. The record is from RefSeq and is a predicted model, not a curated record. The coding region runs from base 1 to 669 and encodes 222 amino acids. Gene Ontology annotation, molecular function: protein heterodimerization activity. Gene Ontology annotation, biological process: transcription initiation at RNA polymerase II promoter. NCBI's taxonomy places the organism in Eukaryota, Fungi, Ascomycota, Schizosaccharomycetes, Schizosaccharomycetales, Schizosaccharomycetaceae.